GAGGCACCAUGAAAUUGGAAUUCACUGAGAAAAAUUACAACAGCUUUGUGCUGCAGAACCUGAACAAACAGAGGAAACGCAAAGAGUACUGGGACAUGGCUCUGACUGUGGAUCACCAUGUCUUCUUUGCACAUCAGAAUGUGCUGGCUGCUGUCUCUCCACUGGUGAAGAGCCUCAUCUCCAGCAACGAUAUGAAGACCACCAAUGAGCUCUUUAUCACCAUUGACCCCAACUACCUGAGUCCAGCCACAGUGGAGCAGCUCCUGGACUAUUUCUACAGCGGCAGGGUGGUGAUCUCAGAGCAGAAUGUGGAGGAACUCCUUCGUGGGGCCCAGUAUUUCAACACACCACGCCUUCGAAUCCACUGCAGUGACUUUCUGAUUAAGUCUAUCCGCCGUGCCAACUGCUUGCACUACCUCUUCUUGGCCGAGUUGUUUGAGCUCAAAGAGGUAUCAGACUUGGCCUACUCUGGCAUUCGUGACAACUUCCACUACUGGGCUAGCCCAGAGGGCUCUGUGCACUUUAUGCGCUGUCCACCUAUCAUUUUUGGUCGUCUGCUCCGAGAUGAAAACUUGCACGUGCUCAAUGAGGACCAGGCUCUCAGCGCGCUCAUCAACUGGGUGUACUUUCGAUUGGAUGAACGGGAGAAGUAUUUCAAGAAGUUCUUCAAUUACAUCAAUCUUAAUGCCGUCUCCAACAAGACACUGACCUUUGCCAGCAACAAGCUGAUGGGCAUAGAGAACAGCUCCGCCCAUGCAACCAUGAUUGAGAGUGUCCUUGUGGACCGCAAGCAGGAGAAGCCAUGCAGCCUGCUGACCUACCAGCGGAAAGGGGCCCUGCUCGAUUCAGUGAUCAUCCUGGGUGGCCAGAAGGCCCAUGGCAAGUUCAAUGAUGGCGUGUUUGCCUAUAUCAUACAGGAGAACCUGUGGCUGAAGCUCUCAGAGAUGCCCUACCGGGCAGCAGCGCUUAGUGCCACCUCUGCUGGUCGCUACAUCUACAUCUCUGGUGGCACCACUGAGCAGAUUUCAGGGUUGAAGACAGCUUGGCGGUAUGACAUGGAUGACAACUCCUGGACCAAGUUGCCUGACCUGCCCAUUGGACUUGUCUUCCACACCAUGGUGACUUGUGGGGGGACAGUGUAUUCAGUGGGUGGCAGCAUUGCCCCAAGGCGGUAUGUCUCUAACAUCUAUCGCUAUGAUGAGCGCAAGGAGGCCUGGUACCUGGCAGGGAAGAUGAGUAUCCCUAUGGAUGGCACAGCCGUGAUCACCAAGGGCGACAGGAACCUGUACAUUGUCACUGGGCGGUGCUUGGUGAAGGGCUAUAUUUCUCGGGUUGGGGUGGUGGACUGCUUUGACACCAACACUGGGGAUGUGGUCCAGUGUAUCACCUUCCCCAUUGAGUUCAACCAUCGGCCCCUGCUCUCUUUCGAUCAGGACAACAACCUCUGUGUGCACAGCCAUCGGCAGAGUGUGGAAAUCAACCUGCAGAAGAUAAAGGCCAGCAAGACAACCAGCUCAGUGCCUCUCUUGCCCAACAACUGCCCUUUGGAUGUGUCCCAUGCUAUAUGCUCCAUUGGAGACAACAAAGUGUUUGUAUGUGGGGGCAUCACCACAGCGAACGAUGUCCAGACAAAGGACUACACCAUCAACCCAAAUGCCUACUUGCUGGACCAAAAGACAGGCGCGUGGAAGACCGUGGCCUCCCCGCCGGAGGCACUGGACUGUCCUGCCUGCUGUCUAGCCAAGCUACCUUGCAAGAUUCUUCAAAGGAUUUAA
This is a messenger RNA of Pteronotus mesoamericanus, 1775 nucleotides long. RefSeq names its product calicin (gene CCIN). NCBI's taxonomy places the organism in Eukaryota, Metazoa, Chordata, Mammalia, Chiroptera, Mormoopidae. The record is from RefSeq and is a predicted model, not a curated record. Bases 9 to 1775 code for a protein of 588 amino acids. Gene Ontology annotation, molecular function: protein binding. The transcript has a single exon.